Molecule: messenger RNA, 1632 nt
Organism: Frankliniella occidentalis (western flower thrips)
Lineage: Eukaryota; Metazoa; Arthropoda; Insecta; Thysanoptera; Thripidae
Exons: 3
Coding region: 1-1632 (543 amino acids)
Molecular function (GO): catalytic activity
Source: RefSeq, a predicted model, not a curated record
AUGGCUGUGCUAGAUAGUAAGUCUAUUUUAACUUCCCUGUGCAAUAAUUACAAAAAUCUCCUAAAAAUUAUUCACUUAAAUGCCCAGGCACUAACCUAUGAUUGUCAUGCCAAUGAGUUUACCCACUUGUUUGAUAACAGUGAUAUAGAUAUAAUUGCAGUAAGUGAGACCUUCUACAAAUCAAACGACGACGUGCUACCCCUUUCUGGCUACAAUGUUUUUGUCUCAAACAGGACCUCUCAUGAUGGUGGGGGCGUAGCUGUUUAUGUCAAAUCAUCUUACCAAUGCAAAGUUUUAACUCAAUCAGUAUCACCAACGUUUAGACAACAACAGCCUGACUUCAUAAUAGUUGAGGUUACACUAACGAAUGCAAAGUUGUUAUUUGCUUGUAUUUAUAGACCACCAAAAGCUGGACAUCUAGAACAUUUUGAAGAGGCCCUCUUUCCUCUGUGUGCAGAAUAUCAACAUGUUAUUGUUGCUGGUGACGUGAAUGCUCACUUUGAUAGUCUGCUACCCUGUCAUAUUAACGAUGGCAAGUGCAUUGUGAAGCUACUGGAAAUGUGUAACUUAACACGAGUGCCUUUUGCUGCCACUUACCACACAGCCACGUGUGACUCGUCUCUCGACAUGAUUUCCUCGACAUGUCCAGACAAACUACUCCACUUCUCGCAGUUUCCAGCCUGUGAAUUAUCUGCCCACGACAUGCUAUCUGCAGUGUUUAACUUUAACUCACUAAAACGUUCACGCACAACCUGUACUAGAAGAGACUACUCAAAAUUCAAUAUUGAGGAAUUCAGAAAUGAACUUAAGGAAGCCUCAUGGGAGGAUCUUCUGCAUAUGAACAACAUUAACGAUAAAGUGGCAUACUUUAAUGAAGUUCUUACUACACUCUUUGACAAACACGCCCCCCUCAAAACAUUCACGAACAAAACUCAACCCAAGCCCUGGUUCAACACUGAUAUAGAUGCAAUGAUUAGAAGCCGUGAUAUCGCCUAUAGACACUAUCAACGCAACAAAUGUCCUGCAGAUCUCACCAAAUAUAAAACACUUAGAAAUAAAACUAAAACACUCAUUAGAAAUGCCAAGAUGCGCCAUGCGCAUUCCUUAUUCAACAACAACUGUAACAACCCUAAACUCCUCUGGCAAUCCCUAAAAAACCUGAAUGUAUCCAAAACCUCAGUCCAAUCUUGUACUUACCCUCCUGCUGAAAGCCUAAAUGCCCACUACACAUCAGUACCUGUCACAGAUGCUAACGCAAUAAAAAAUACCACUGAAGGCUACGACACACUAACCCCUACAGUCAACGACCUCUUUGCAUUCAAACAUGUUUAUUUUGAUGAUUUGCUUAGAGUUGUAAGAAGCCUUAAAUCUAAUGCUAAAGGAAUUGACUGUAUUACCUCUGCUAUGCUUAAAUGUUGUAUUUUUGAACUGUCUCCUGCCAUACUACACAUUUUCAAUUACUCACUUCAACAUGCUGUAUUCCCUGAAUUGUGGAAAAUUGCUGCUGUUAAACCACUUCCCAAAGGCUGCAGUUACUACAGUAGUGAUCAAGAAUUGACUCUACGGAUUUGCAGUUUUAUGAAAAUCGAAAAAGAGUCUCCUUGCUCGUACUACGAGACACCUCGACUCUAA